AUGAGGUUGAAUGAAAAUGUAAAAAUUAUCGGGAAAAAUGUCAUACUGGUACCAUACGAGAGCCACCAUGUUCCAAAGUAUCAUGACUGGAUGGAAGAUGAGGAGAUAAGGAGAUUGACAGGUUCCGAGCGAUUGUCGCUUGAACAAGAGUACGAUAUGCAGCGCACUUGGCGCACUGAUGAGGAUAAGCUCACUUUUAUCAUUUUGUCAAGAUCAAUGACAGAUAAUGGCUCAGACGAGAUUGAAAGUAUGAUCGGAGACGUGAACUUGUUCAUUCAGUCGGAAGAAAGCGCUGGAGAGCUCGAGAUCAUGAUAGCAGAGAAAACAGCUCGGAGCCGUGGAGCUGGAACAGAGGCUGCAUCCCUUAUGAUCUCGUAUGCUCUCAAUGAACUACAUAUCGAAAAAUUCUUUGUCAAAGUGACAGAUGAUAACCGAGCUAGCUUGCAUCUAUUCGAAGAUAAGUUGAAAUUUCAUCGAGUAUCCCACAGCGACGUCUUCGGAGAAUAUACCCUUGAACUUCCCGAAUCUGAGAUGAAGUCUUUUAGAGAAAUAUUACAUACGGCUAGCAUAGUCUCUUAUAGGAAAUGA
Molecule: messenger RNA, 588 nt
Organism: Cylicocyclus nassatus
Lineage: Eukaryota; Metazoa; Nematoda; Chromadorea; Rhabditida; Strongylidae
Source: the annotation of a GenBank genome assembly